Messenger RNA from Hyalella azteca, 3534 nucleotides. RefSeq lists its product as uncharacterized. Bases 134 to 1771 code for a protein of 545 amino acids. The transcript is spliced from 10 exons. Lineage: Eukaryota; Metazoa; Arthropoda; Malacostraca; Amphipoda; Hyalellidae. The record is from RefSeq and is a predicted model, not a curated record.
UCAAUUCAUUUCAUUGUCCUAUUUUAAUCCACAAUUUCUAGAGCAAUUGUGGGUGAAAUCAGCCGCGUUUGACAUGCAACUGAAACACGAGUGUCUACAAUUGGAAUAACUUAUUAAAAUAAAUUUGGCGAGCAUGGAUCGCAUGAUGGUGAUGAUAAUAGUGAUGAUGUUAGUGAUGACGUGUUCUAUGGCGGCCAGCAUGUCUCAUGUUACGCAGGUGGCAGGUCCCAUAGCCACCGGCACGCAGCAGGUGGCUGAAUCUAAGGCUUUAGGUGGCUUCAUGGAGGAUAUUGGCUUCCGUAACUUCUUCCAAGAUGUGGGCAUAGAUUCUGCGGCUUCAGCCCCUGAGUACACCAAAGUACUUCCAGCCGCAAGCAACAAUUUUCCAACUUUAGGAAGCUUCCAGUUCGGUGGCCUUGGGCAUCUGGGUGAAAUGACCAAAGAACAAAUGGCCGCGCAGAAAGAACAAGGCUUCAUGCCUGGCAAUCCUUUCGGGUCAUCCUCUAACUUGGCUUCAUCAAACAUCGCUCCUCCUGAUACUUUUAAAAACAGUCAAAGUCUCUUCGGGAGUUCCAGUAAUUCAUUCCAGUUUCCCAAAGAAUUCCACAGUGAAUUUGCCGGCUUCUCUGGAGGUUUCGGGAGCGAUAAGAAAGAAGAAAAAGCCCCCGCAAGAGAGCAGCCCCAGAGAGAGGCAGCCGAGUCGGAGAGAUCCGAAGAACCCAGGAUAUUCGAGGGAUCAAAGGCGUUAAGGAGACCUCAAGGAUCCAGAAGAACUGUGGAUCAUCGGCCUAGAGGACAAGCAGCUUCCAGUUUCCAGCCUCGGUUUGCACAAAGACGACAUGAUUUCCAUGACGAAAGUCCCUUUGGAAGCUCCGGUCUCCAUGCCGCUUCCAGCAAACAGGAGGAGAAGAAAAACAAAGGAAAGUGUGAAAUCGUCAACAAAGAUGGCAUGACGUGUGAGGUCUGCAAUGAUGGACAUGGUGGAUUUUCCGAGCACUGCAGCCACAGCCAAAACAGCGGCAAGGACAGCAAGUUCACCAACUCGCGUCGCCACACCUCUGACGACCUGCUCAAACCUAAGGAAGCCCCUGCGGCCGCCCAAGCUCCCCAGCACGAGAAGGCCCAGCAGCGUCAGGUGACACAGCGCCAGCGACCGUCGCACGGCAGCGACAGCCGACAGCUCGCGCCCCAAGACCGCGGCGUCUUCGACUACUCCGGGCCAAGCUUCGACCACUCACCCUACGCACAAAGCCGUCAAGAUAAAGUCUACGACACGCGAGAUCCCUUCGAAGGAUUCGAUUCCGAGCCAUACGAUCCUUUCGCGCAAGGGAGUAACAGCGAUCCGUACAAGUUUGAAUUCCCCAAAUUUGACGACAUCAACUUCGACUUCGGGACCGACGAUCAGAAGAAAGCUGUAGCAGAGUCUGGACUGCAGGAAGAUCGUAAAGAUUCUGCGGAUCUGAGAUCGGCUCCUGCUCCCGCAUCUUCAACGAGGUCGUCGAGCCACCAGAACGAAGUGCCACAAGAGAAAGAGAAGACUUACCAAGCACCAAACUCCCAGGAUAAUUUCCAGCAACUUGGCAAGAUGGUCGAUCAAUUCGGCAAGAAAAAUAGGAACAACUGCAAGAAGGAAAUUCGCAAGACGAUGACAUGCUACAUCUGCCCCAACAAGCACGGCAAGACAGACGAAGAAUGCAUGUAUGCCAGUAAGGAUCCACACAGCCAACACAUGAUGUACACAGAAGAGAGCUCCUAUGGCAACCCGCAGUAAACGUCACUACACAACCAACACAUAAUGUACACAGAAAUACACUACAUGUGCCCACAUGCAAACUGCACUGAUAUACAUCAAAGUUCUGUGGCAACACCCUGAAUAAACGCCACUAUGAUCUGCAUGGACGAGCGCAACUGUUCCGUGGUGACAAUUUAAUUUGCAUUAGAAGCAUUCAGUGAUAUUAAAAACAGCUAUCGUGAAAUUUAUAAUUACCUUUAGUAGAGAACGAUUUAGUAAUAUAAUGCGACGCGUGUUAUAAUUUCACUGAAAAUGACAAUGAACAUGGCUCUCCAUAACAACUGAAGCUUCUCCCAUUAAGGUUGUUGUGGUAACAGUAAUUACGUGCAGUAAUGACCGUUGCUGCAAAGAUUCACUGGAGUCUCGACGAAUUUCCGAACAAUCAGCAAUGAAAUAAUCGAUUUUCAAAGGUAAAUUUAUAAAAUCAGAUAAUAAUUUUGAUGUAUCUAUCAUGAAACGACCACAUCAAGCAUAUUACUUUCUAAAAUAAAUUACAAAUUUUCAAAAAAAAAAAAUAAAAUCAUUUUUCGCGGGCCAAGAGAAUAACUUUUUUCAGAUUAUGUUUUUGGUUCUUACUUGGGCUCAAUUUUCUACUCUAUUAUUUCCAUUGUUUCUGGGAUAAAGAUUGAUCAAAGUACGAAUAAGAAUACAUUCCAAACAUGAUUACAGAAAAUUUUGAAAAAUCAUUAAGAAUUGAGGAACACCGAAAAAAACAUUUUGGAUGCACCAUGUCAAAGUCUGGCGAAGUUUACUACUCUAUACUCACUGUCUAUAUCUCAUUUAAAUUAAAUCUUGCAAGAAAAAUAAGACCUAAGAAGGCUCCAUGCUUCAUGUAAUCUCAGAUUUUUCAGAGAAUUUCAUACUGACUUCAACUAGUUUCGUGCCUUGGAAAAAUCGAAAAUGCAUUGAAAAAAUUUCUGACUAUUCCGCGCCUAAUUCAAUUUGUACUGAGUCGUAUCAAGCAUUCUAUUCUUCUUUGCUUCCAACUAUGACAUUUUUUACAAAAAAAUUCACUAGUUAAAAAGUUUCUGUCCGGUUCGCAAUUUAAUAAAAUCGACCGUUUAUAAAAUUUUUACCGUGCGAACCACAUUGCAAUCCAAAAUUUGCACGUACAAAUUUAGAUUUUAUUCCUUAGAAGUCACAAUCUUUUAUAUCAUUACGGCUGAUCAAAAAAUGUAUCCAAACACACCACCUGACCAAACAUUUCUAGAAAAAAGUAUGCUUUGUUAUGUAGAUUUAGAUCGUUCUCCUUCUGCGGUGAAUUCAGUUUAUGAGCUUAAAAUAGUGGUUACAAAGACGUCAUUACCACAUUUAUUUUCAAAUUAUUUGAUUUUUAAGUUUUGACUUAUAUUUCAAAUUCAAAUACGCAAUAAAGUACACACCGGUUUUCAAUUAUUCUUUUUAUGCAACCUAAUUCUCGUCAAAACCGCUACUUAUCUCUACUGACCUGCAGUUGUGAUUCAUAUAUGCACUAUACCCUGCACUGUUAUAAUUUUUUGCUGAUGCCACUCUUCCUCUUAAUUUUGUUCAAUCGAAUUUCGUAUCUUUUCUAUGCAAAUUGUGAGCGCAGUUUUGUGUUCAAUAUUGCUGAACUUUAAAUCUAUACAGAUUAUUUUUUAUAUAUCCUGAAAUGACUGUUAUGUAAAAAUUGUGUUAUUUGUUCAUUGUACAUUACACUCACUCAGUACUGUCCUUAAAUUUGUAUAUUUGUACUGCACGCUUAAAUAUAGAAUUAUUAUGCA